Monodelphis domestica (gray short-tailed opossum) is the source of this 1682-nucleotide messenger RNA. RefSeq names its product DNA replication and sister chromatid cohesion 1 (gene DSCC1). The record is from RefSeq and is a predicted model, not a curated record. Gene Ontology annotation, cellular component: chromatin; Ctf18 RFC-like complex; chromosome, centromeric region. Gene Ontology annotation, biological process: maintenance of mitotic sister chromatid cohesion; mitotic sister chromatid cohesion. NCBI's taxonomy places the organism in Eukaryota, Metazoa, Chordata, Mammalia, Didelphimorphia, Didelphidae.
UAGCUCUUAAAAAAAAAAAAAUCCUCCCUAAUUUUGCGAGGAAACAGCUGCGAAAACGUCUCUCCGCCCCGGAAGCGCGUCCAGGAGCCUGCGCUAUUUUGGCGCGCUUUUGAGAGUCCCUUCCCUUUUUGGCCGCGGGUCGCCGGUUUUGUAGCUAGUUUGUUUUUUUUUGCAGAACACACGCCUGCUCCUCUGGAGCCCGCUUGCCAUCCUCCUUCCCCUUCUACCCCGCUCCUUUACCAGAGAUGCGCACACGCGAGGAGGUGGACGCGACGCUGCAGAUAGCGAAGCUGAACCCCUCGGAGCUGCUCCCUACCGUGCACUGCCUGAGUUUUAGUCCCGGGGCCAGCGGUGCUACCGCCGGAGACUUCUGCCUGGUGGAACUGGAGCCGGCUCUCUGCCAGCAGCUGGAGGCGGGACACAGUCUUGUGAUCCGUGGUGACAAAGACGAACAGGCAGUGAUUUGCAGUAAAGAGAAAACUUAUGAUCUGAAAAUAGCAGAUACUUCAAAUAUGUUGCUUUUUAUCCCUGGUUGCAAAACUCCAGAUCAAAUAAAAAAGGAGGAAAUGCCAUCUGAUAUAAUUCACACUGAGAUCUUUGGUUUUGCAAACAAUUAUUGGGAAUUAAGAAGAUGUAGGCCAAAAUUAAAGAAACUGAAGAAACUUCUGAUGGAAAAUCCAUAUGAAGGACCUGAUGCUCAGAAAGAAAAGGAUUCAAAUCAUUCAAAAUACACAAUGGCAGACUUGCUUGAUCAAAUUCAGGCAAGUGAGGAGGAAAUCCUGGCCCAUUUACAAGCUCUUCAUGCCUGUGAAAUUGGAGGUUAUUGGAGGAGACUUGAAUUUGAUUAUGAGAUGAAACUUCUAAAUCAUAUAACCCAGCUUGUGGAUUCAGAAUCUUGGUCUUUUAAUAAAGUUCCUUUAACUGCUUGUCUUCAGGAACUUGGACCUUUGGAACCAGAGCAAAUGAUAGAACACUGCCUUGAAUGUUAUGGAAAGAAAUAUGUAAAUGAAGGCGAAGUUUAUUUUGAAUUGAAUACCGAUAAAAUAUGCAGAGCAACAGCACAGAUGCUAUUACAGAAUGCAGUGAGAUUCAAUCUCUCUGAAUUUCAGGAAGUGUGGCAACAAAGUGUUCCCGAAGGAAUGACAACUAGAAUGGAUCAGCUGAAGGGCUUAGCACUCAUGGAUAAAUACACUAGACCAGAGACUAUAUUUUUGCUAAAGGUAGAUGAUUUACCUGAAGAAAAUCAGGAAAGAUUCAAUAGCUUAUUCACUCUAAGGGAGAAGUGGACAGAAGAAGAUAUUGCACCAUAUAUUCAAGAUCUGUGUGCAGAGAAGCAAACAAUUGGUACAUUGCUCACAAAAUAUGCUCGUUCAUCGAUGCAGAAUGGGGUUAAAGUUUAUAAUUCUAGAAAACCUGUCUCUUAAAAGCCAAACAUCAUUUACUUUAGUUGUUGACUGUAAUUUUUGUGUUUGACCUGUUGAUAUUUUGUUUUUCUCUUUUAGCAAUAAUUGCUUAGGCUUUCUGUUUAUCAUCUAUUUCAGGGCCCAAUACUAUAUUUUUCAUUUCAGACCUUUGGGAUAUUUGUAUACUAUUAUAUCCUACCAUUUUAGGUAGUGUUAGAAACCCUGUAUACCAUUUUAUAUAUAUAAUAACAAAAAGAAAAUGAUAUUUUCCAUACUUAA